Myiozetetes cayanensis is the source of this 859-nucleotide messenger RNA. Its product is annotated as glutathione S-transferase 2-like. The transcript has 8 exons. Gene Ontology annotation, biological process: glutathione metabolic process. Lineage: Eukaryota; Metazoa; Chordata; Aves; Passeriformes; Tyrannidae. The coding region runs from base 95 to 757 and encodes 220 amino acids. Gene Ontology annotation, molecular function: glutathione transferase activity. The record is from RefSeq and is a predicted model, not a curated record.
AGGGAGGGCUCGGCCAACCCCCAAUCCCUGUCCGGUGUCCCCAGUCCGUCCGGGUCCGUGCACAGUCCCGCAGAGCCGCGGCCGGGGGGGCACCAUGGUGGUGACACUGGGCUACUGGGACUUCCGCGGGCUGGCCCACGCCAUCCGCCUGCUGCUGGAGUACACGGACACCCCCUACCAGGAGCGCCAGUACCACCCUGGCCCAGCCCCCGAUUUUGCCCCGAGCGAUUGGACCAACGAGAAGGAGAAACUGGGGCUCGACUUCCCCAAUCUCCCGUAUCUCAUCGACGGGCCCGUCAAGCUGACCCAGAGCAACGCGAUCCUGCGCUACAUCGCCCGCAAGCACAACCUGUGCGGCGAGACGGAGCAGGAGAAGCAGCGCGUGGAUGUGCUGGAAAACCAGCUCAUGGAUGUCAGGGAGGCCUUCUGCCGGCUUUGCUACGACCCCAACUAUGAGAAGCUGAAGGCGGGAUACCUGGAGCAGCUUCCCAAGAAGCUCCAGGAGUUCUCGCGCUUCCUGGGCUCCCGCACCUGGUUCGCGGGGGACAAGCUGACCUUCGUGGACUUCGUGGCAUACGAUGUGCUGGAUCGGCUCUACAUGUUUGUGCCCAACAGCCCCGAAUUCCAGGGAAACCUGAGCAGCUUCCUGCAGCGCUUCGAGGCCCUGCCCAAGGUCUCUUCCUACAUGAAGACCCCACGGUUCAUCAAAACACCCGUUUUCUACCCCAUAGCCAAGUGGGGCAACACCAAGGAGUGAGGGGAGGACCCCCACAAGCCCUCCAUGCCCCCAACUCACUCUGUGCCCCCCAGCUCACUCCACCGCGAAUAAAUCGUGGGGGGCUCUCCCCUGUCCGUCUGA